AUGCCGCCGAUGCCGCCGAAGAAGCCUGCUGGCAGCGUCGUCCAGGCUGAGGUCGCCCUGCAGCAGUCGCUGAAGAACUGCCUCGUCAAUCUCCCUGCAUCGCUCGUCGCGGUGCUUGUGAAUGCGAAUGCGGUCGCGCAGAACGUCGUCGUCGAGCUCUCGUACCGCCAGCCCCCGCCCCCCGGCGCCUCGGACGCACGCAAUGCCUCCCCGCCCAAGUCCGUCUUCGUGGGCUGGACGGGCAUGCAGAGCAAGCGCAGGCUUGCAGCCGUCGUCGAUCGAAAUGGGCUGCGCAACAGCCCAGCGGCCAGCCAGCAGGACAUGGCCGCCGUCGAGGUCGAUGCCACCUUCGCCAGGCUCAUUGGACUGAGCGAAGGGCAGAAAGUGGGCAUACAACUGCACCUGGACCCCCCGCAAGCGCACACUAUCAACAUCGAGCCCCUCACGCCCGUAGAUUGGGAGAUGAUCGAGCUCCAUGCCCAGUUCCUCGAGCUCAACUUCCUGUCCCAGAUUCGCGCACUGCCAAACCCUCAGGCGCAGACACCGCACCCCUUGACCCUCCACCUCUCCCCAACCACCACCGCAAACAUCGUCGUAACCUCGGUUACACCUGCGCCCCCUGCAGGUUCGCUCUUUGUCAAGAUCUCUCCCGACGCCGAAGUCAUCGUUGCCCCAAAGACGCGCCAAAAGCCAGACCGAAGCUCGGCGAACCGAGAGAGCAGAAGUGUCGGCGCUGUGUCGAGAAAGAGCGGGAAGAGUACGGCAAGCACGGUCCGGCGUCGAAGCGGUCGCGAUGAGGCUGCUAGCAAGGGCGCAGUCUUCCUUCGCGGUGUGGACCGCAGUGUGGCUCACGAGUCGUUCGACGAGGAAGAUGAUGCAGAUGCAGACGGCCUGAAGAUCUGGGUGGACAAGCAUGUCCUCCUCACAAAGGCGCUCCGAGGAGCGACAUGGGUCUCCGUCGCUAUCAUCAAGCCUGCCGGCUUGCAAGAGCCAGUGGACAUGUCGAAAGAGCAAGACCAGGAGAAGACUGCUGCUCGCAUAGUCGCGAGGAUAUCAGCAUGGGAAGAUGCGCCAGACAGCCGACAUGUCGCGCUCUCCACCGAUCUUUGCAAGGUCCUAGGAUUCGAAGGGUUUGUAGGAGGCCUGGUUCGCAUCGAAGGCGCCCCGAAUCAGACCCCAAAGCCAUCAGCCAUCAAACCCUCUACUCCUGCUUCAAGAGACGCGAAAGAGGCAGUCGUAAAGUCUAUCAAAGUCAUACCAUUUGCUUCGGCCGCUUCUUUGGGCAAUGCAAACCUCAAGUUUGGCGGCGAGUCAAAGCAAGAGCAAGAAAAUGCCAUACAGAGACUCAAGGCUAUAUAUGGGAAAAAGAACGGCUUGUUGGAUGGUCCAGUUACAGACGGCAUGGUCUUACCGCCGGUGAUAGAGCCUGAGUCGACCUGGCAAGGAGGCAUCGUCAAGUUCGACCCUCCACAGCCAUCUAAUGGCAUAUCUUGGGUAUUGUUCCCUGAGAGAAAACCGGCCAUCGAACUGGGAACCGAAAUCGCCACACCAUCAAGUUGGGCCAAGAGCUGGCAGCAGGGCGAUCCGUUACCCAAAAACCCGCCAGAACUUGUCGGCAUCAACCCUCUCAUCGAUCAACUGCGCUCGCAUCUGACGCAUAACUCAUCAGUUCUGCUUAGCGGUGGACUAGGUGCGGGUAAGUCAGAGUGCGCUCAGCUUCUUGCACAUCAACUACGAACGGAGUAUCUAUUCCACACCAUCUACUUCCCUUGUCGAAAACUCAUAACGGAUGAGAUAAGAGUGGCGACCAUCAAGGAGACCCUAAACCGACUCUUCGCGACUGCAGCAUGGAGUGCGCGGUCGGGCGGCAACGCUGUAGUCAUCCUAGACGAUCUCGACAAGCUUUGCCCGGUGGAGACGGAGCUUCAAGUGGGUAACGAGAAUGGGCGCAGUCGUCACGUCAGCGAGAGCAUCGUCUCUAUCGUAAGACAGUACUGCUCGAUCGACUCUGGUGUAGUUCUUCUCGCCACAGCACAAGGCAAGGAGGCGCUGAACAACGUCAUUGUCGGUGGGCAUAUUGUUCGUGAGAUGGUCAGUUUGAAGGCACCGAACAAGGAUGGAAGGCGAAAGGUGCUGGAAAAGUUGGCGUUCAAAGAUGCCAAACCGCAGCCACCACGACCACAAACGAACGGUCAUGCUUUCCCACCAUCACCGUCAAACAGCCGGCCGAGCACAUCCCACCGCAGCCAAUCCAGCAUCGGCGGUAUACAGCACGAUACUUCAGACGACUAUGGUUUCGUCGUCGACUCCACGAUUGACUUCCUGGAUCUUGCCGGGCAAACGGAUGGGUAUAUGCCAGGCGACCUUGUACUGCUCACUUCACGAGCCCGCAACGAAGCUCUCAUUCGAUCCGUGACCGACUCGUCGAACACCGUCACUCUCACAAGAGACGACUAUGCGUCGGCUACUAAAGGCUUUACCCCAGCAUCACUCCGAAACGUAACACUGCAGUCAUCGACGACCAAAUGGGACUCGAUCGGAGGCUUGACAGCAACACGCCAGAUCCUGCUGGAAACACUGCAGUAUCCCACCACAUACGCACCGAUUUUUGCUCAGUGCCCACUGCGAUUGCGAUCUGGACUGCUGCUCUAUGGCUUCCCUGGCUGUGGAAAGACUCUGCUUGCGUCGGCGGUGGCUGGUGAAUGUGGCCUCAACUUCAUCUCCGUCAAAGGCCCCGAGAUCUUGAACAAAUACAUUGGUGCCUCUGAGAAGUCUGUCCGAGACCUCUUUGAGCGCGCCGAAGCAGCACGGCCAUGCGUCCUCUUCUUUGAUGAGUUCGACUCCAUCGCGCCAAAGCGUGGCCACGACUCCACUGGCGUCACAGACCGUGUUGUUAACCAGUUGCUAACGCAAAUGGAUGGUGCUGAGGGUCUCAGCGGCGUCUACGUCCUUGCCGCAACAUCUCGCCCCGACCUCAUCGACCCUGCGCUGCUGCGUCCUGGACGUCUAGACAAGUCUCUGCUCUGCGACAUGCCCGACGUGGAAGAGCGCAUUGACAUUCUGAAAGCCGUAACCCGCAAACUGCACCUCGCACCCAGCGUCCUCUCGAUAGACUCAGCCGGGGAGAAUCUGCGCGAGAUAGCCCAACGCACAGAAGGCUACUCAGGCGCCGACCUGCAAGCUGUAGUCUACAACGCACAGCUCGAAGCCAUUCACGACGUACUCGGAGAUACGGAUCUCAGCGCGCCGCCACAGAGUAAGAAGAAUGGCUCUUCCACCCCGACCAACGCAAAGGACAAGGGCAUCCCAGACUUUUCCUACUUCCGCUACGGCGACACCCCUUCUCCAUCUUCUACCUCCCCCCCCUCCUCCCUCUCCGCCUCGCACCAACUGACCGAGCGCGCCCAAAUCGCCCUCAAAAUCCAAGCCCUGCAAGCCCUCCGGCGCAAGCAAAAAGCCCUGCAGCGGCCACAGAGCAGCGGCAAAGACGACAACGACGACGACGAUGACGAUGGGGCUGCGGAUGACGACGCCGCGGAGAGGAAGGAGCCGCAGAUCCUGUGGAAACACAUUGAUAGCUCGCUGAGCAGUGGCCGCAGCAGUAUCAGCGCGCAGGAGCGCCUGCGGCUGCAGAGAAUCUAUCGCGAGUUUGUCGAGGGCCGCGAGGGGAAUCUGCCGAGUGGGCAGGGCGGGAGUGAGAUUGGGGGGCGGACGAGUCUGAUGUAG
Ascochyta rabiei is the source of this 3726-nucleotide messenger RNA. RefSeq names its product Peroxisome biosynthesis protein pex1. Bases 1 to 3726 code for a protein of 1241 amino acids. Gene Ontology annotation, cellular component: peroxisomal membrane; cytosol; peroxisome. Lineage: Eukaryota; Fungi; Ascomycota; Dothideomycetes; Pleosporales; Didymellaceae. The record is from RefSeq and is a predicted model, not a curated record. The transcript has 2 exons. Gene Ontology annotation, biological process: protein import into peroxisome matrix. Gene Ontology annotation, molecular function: ATP binding; ATP hydrolysis activity.